CGCGACUCAUAACGUGAUAAUCGGGCAGCCGGCCGAACUGCAAAACGCCGAAACAUUCGGAAAAUCAUUUUUAGUGGAAAAAUUUAAUUGAAACCAAUUUUUAAGACUUGAGCUGUUCUGGAAGCCAAUAAUUAACUACAUUGUCAUUGCUGCGGGCAUAAUUUGUUAGUCGGAGACAGCCAAAAUGCAAGUUUUCGAUAAUACUAUGCGCCGUGCAUCACGACGCGCCUCCCUGCGUCGCGGCUCCAUUUCAGUGCUGCCACAAAAGUCUGCCGAAAUUCCAUGGGACAUUCUGGAGCGUCUAUUCAUGCCAUUCCUGUUCUGCCAUGCCGCUGCAUUGAUAAUCUCAACUCUACUGCAUGCGCUGGACAUUUCGCAUGUUUCUACAUUUGCGGUGUUUGUUUGGUUUGCGUUGUCGACAAUUGGAGCGGUGCUCUUCUAUCAUUUCGUUAAGGUAAUGAGAUAA
This is a messenger RNA of Anastrepha obliqua, 466 nucleotides long. RefSeq lists its product as uncharacterized. The transcript has 4 exons. The coding region runs from base 185 to 466 and encodes 93 amino acids. Lineage: Eukaryota; Metazoa; Arthropoda; Insecta; Diptera; Tephritidae. The record is from RefSeq and is a predicted model, not a curated record.